AUGGCCCAAUCCAUGACUCCAAUGGAAGACGCUCUGCGGACAAAGAUCACAGAGGCGUUGAAGCCUACAAGUCUGGAAAUCUUCAACGAUUCUCACAAGCACGCCCAUCACAAGGCCAUGCAAGGAGUGACUAGCAGAGAAACACACUUCCGCGUACACAUCACAUCACCAGCCUUCCAGGGCAAGAUGCAGGUUGCAAGACACCGCAUGGUCAAUGCCCUGAUGAAGGACGAAAUGGCAAAAGAAGGCGGCAUCCACGCCCUGCAACUCACCACUCGCACGCCAGAAGAAGACGAAGCCAGGAAGCAAAAGGAAGCCGCACAGUUUUAG
Molecule: messenger RNA, 330 nt
Organism: Bipolaris zeicola 26-R-13
Lineage: Eukaryota; Fungi; Ascomycota; Dothideomycetes; Pleosporales; Pleosporaceae
Exons: 3
Coding region: 1-330 (109 amino acids)
Source: RefSeq, a predicted model, not a curated record